Carcharodon carcharias (great white shark) is the source of this 1975-nucleotide messenger RNA. RefSeq names its product ring finger protein 169 (gene rnf169). Gene Ontology annotation, molecular function: nucleosome binding; ubiquitin-protein transferase activity. NCBI's taxonomy places the organism in Eukaryota, Metazoa, Chordata, Chondrichthyes, Lamniformes, Lamnidae. Gene Ontology annotation, cellular component: site of double-strand break; nucleus. Gene Ontology annotation, biological process: double-strand break repair. The coding region runs from base 8 to 1855 and encodes 615 amino acids. The transcript is spliced from 6 exons. The record is from RefSeq and is a predicted model, not a curated record.
UCACAAGAUGGCGGCCCGGAGCGGGAGUGGGGAGCGGGCCCGGAGAGGGCGGCAGGGAGCCCGGCUCCAGGCUCCGGCCCAGGCCGGGGACAGCGGCCUUUGCCGGGGCUGCCUGAGCCGAGUGGUGCCCAAGGCCGGGAUAGGCCUCAGCCUGGGCCUCGCCUGCCCGCUCUGCCGCCGCACCGACAGCGACAGCAGCCGGGCCCGGGCCGCCGCCGCCGCCGCGCCGCUCUGGCAGCAGCGGGGCCGCAGGAGGAAGCAGCAGGGCCGGAGGAGGCAGAAAGAGGAGGCGGCGGAGCAGCGGCUGGAGCCUGAGCCUGUGUUCCGUGCUCCCCUGGUGCUGAGUAAAGCAGGCGAUGUCCGGGAGGGGUUUGAGAACCAACUCCGACAGUACGAGGCGGAGAAGGAGAGCUUGAAGGAAGAUGAUGAGACGGUCACGGCGGAAAUAAUUCAGAUUAUUCUGGCCGAGGGGGAGCAAGAGAAGCAACAAACGGAGAAAAAGAAAACGAUCGUGGAGCAAAUGAAGAGGGACGAGGAGCUGGCGAGAAAAUGGAGUCGCGAAUUUGCCACUGACAACAUGUCUGAUUCAGAGAACGAGGAGCCAGUCAAACGCAUGACCACCCGACAGUGGGGUUCAGGAGCCAACAACAAGCUGAGUUCCAAUACUUCUGGUCGAUUUAUAAGUAUGCUGAGUGGCAACACAGAAGAGAAUCGAAGUUGGAGCACUCCAGUGGAAAAUGACCAGAACCGAAGACCGACCCCUCGCAGUGACAGCAGAACCAAGGCAGCGUCAGUUUCCGCCAAUUCACUCGGCACCAACAACGUAAUCAACAUCCUGGCGUCCUCCGAAAACAGCCGCUCCAACUCUGCCCCCAACCUGAGCUCGGAGAAGCGGCCCCCGAGCGACACAGCGCCGUCGGGCCCAGGCAAGAGGGAGCGGUCAGCCAGCCCCGACAGCAAUGACAGCAUCUCUGGGGAGUUUAACCAUUUCAAGCCCAUCAUCUGCUCACCCUGCACCCCUCCCAAGAAACUGCCAGAUGGGAGAGUGAUGAAACCCAAAAUUGUCAAGUCCACCCCCCGGAACCUGGGCUGCGGCUUCCACAAACCAACCACCACCACGUAUGACGUGAACCCCAAUCUCCUGGAGAAGUGGGGCCAGAUCCUACAGGACCGUCAUGAGGCGAAGAUGGCUUCCAAAAGCACCCUGACCUUGGAGGAGGAGGACGGGGAGAGCAUGGGUGAAGAUGCUGCUGACAGGCUGGUGACAGGGAGUGAGGUCACUGGGAUGGAGUUGGCUCCACCCUCCUCCCCCAGGAGACCCGGCUAUUUAGACUCGCUAAGUUCUCUCCGGCCCAUGGACUAUUCGGAAUCUGGUGAGCUCCCGGAAUCCAGCCUCGAGGUUUCCCAGGGGUCGAACCACUUCAUGGACAGCGAUGUGGAGUCGAGCGUGGCCUGGCGAGAGGAUGCAGGGCAGGAGAAUGGGCCUCGCCUUGACCCCAGCGGCUCGAUUCCCGCCCACACUGAGUCGAAGCACAGCACAGGACUCGUCAGCUCCGGAAGUGGAUCAAAGGGCUCAUCCUCCCAACCGCACCGUGGCAGGAAGAGGCACCACAAGACCAAGCACACGGCAGUGCCCAGAAUCAAACGGGCAAAAUGGAACCCGCCAGGGGACACCAGCAGCACCAAUGUGGCAUCUCCCACUUCUCUGGACCACAGGCGGCAGGAGGAGGAAGACCGGAAGGUGGCGCUCCGGCUGCAGCGACGGUUCGAUUUGGAGCGGACCACGGUUAACCGACAGAAGGGCAGUAAGGACGGUUACACACUGCGGACAAAGACCAACUCCAGAGCAAAGUAGCUGGACUGGGAUGUUUUAUCCCCUCUCUCUGCUCUGCUUUGCUCGUGGCAUCUUGCCUCCUGCUCCCAGUCUGUGAUGUGCAGCCCAUACAGGAAUAAUACAGUCCUUCAGUUCCUGCUG